AAUAAUAAAAAAUCAGACAUUGGAAGGGCACUCAACGAAAAAAAUUUUGCUUUUAUAUUAAAAUGCUUUUGCAUAAAGUAAAAAUAUACAUAUUUUAACAAGCUAAUGCUGGCCAAAUGUUAAUGUGAUCUUUGUUUUUUAAAAUGAAGAAUAUUGUUGUAAUACUGAGCUUUAUUUGCUACAUCGCCUCGAUCUCGAGCAGCGCCCAGCAAUUAGCAUCCCCACCGAACAUCAUUCUAAUUCUGAGCGAUGAUCAGGAUAUCGAGUUGCACGGCAUGCAUCCGCUUCAACAGACAAUGCAAUUGUUUAACAUGUUUGGUAGCCAGUUUACACAUGCAUUUACCACCUCUCCCAUUUGCUGUCCGUCGAGGGCAAGCCUUUUAUCGGGUCAAUAUGCCCACAACCACAAGACGUUCAACAAUUCAUUGAAUGGUGGUUGCAAUGGUCAGCAUUGGCGUGAAAAAUUCGAGCCUCGAGCAUUGCCUGUACUAUUGCAACAGCACAACUAUCAAACAUUCUAUGCUGGGAAAUAUUUAAAUCAGUACAAGGGUGCUGAAGUUCCGCCUGGUUGGCAAGAAUUUCAUGGACUUCAUGGCAACUCACGGUACUACAACUAUACACUGCGAGAAAAUGCACAAAACGUCAGCUACACGGACACAUACUUAACCGAUCUUCUAACAGAGCGCGCAGCUAACUUUAUUCGAAAUGCAAUUCAAAAAAAACCGGUAAAACAACCAUUUUUUGCAAUGAUUGCUCCACCAGCUGCACAUGAACCUUUUACACCAGCUCCACGUCAUGCCGGUUCAUUUGCCGAUGUUUAUGCUUUGCGUACACCCAGCUUUAAUGUUCCACACAAAGAUAAGCACUGGCUCGUUGGGUCAUCCAAACAUCUGUCAAAUGCUGCAGUCUCCACUAUAGAUACAUAUUUUCAAAAGCGAUGGGAGACACUUCUUUCAGUGGAUGAGAUGAUGACGACUUUGGUGGCUGUGCUGAACGAAACGCAGAGCCUUACAAAUACCUAUAUUAUAUAUACUUCGGAUAAUGGAUAUCACUUGGGUCAAUUCGCACAGCCAUUCGAUAAACGACAGCCUUACGAGACUGACAUCAAGGUGCCUCUGCUCGUAAUGGGCCCAGAUGUGCCCAAGAACCAAUUAAUACACAUUCCGGUUAGCUUAUUGGAUCUUGCGCCUACUAUAUUGGAAUGGGCAGGCAUUUCAGUUCCUGAUUAUAUGGAUGGUAGAUCCUUUAAGGAAGAAUUAGUUGCAGCAAAUAAGAAUUUGACUUUGCAAACGACGAUGCAUGAACGCACUUUACUUAUCGAAUAUUGGGGUGAAGGCAAUGACGAAACAUUUAAUCCGUUGUGCCCAUGGCAACGAAAAGACCAUUUAUCCCAAUGUUCUCCAGUUGCUGAAUGUCAUUGUCAAGAUGCUUGGAAUAAUACAUACGCUUGUGUUCGUGAUUUCCGGUACAAUCUCGAUCGUAUUUAUUGCGAGUUUCAGGACACCGAGCAUUUUGUGGAGGUUUAUGAUCUAUCAGAGGAUCCUUAUCAACUGACAAAUAUUGUGAAUGAUAUACUCCCAAUUGAACAAGCCACAUACAGUAUCCUGCUCGAUAAACUUAGGAAAUGUGCUGGUAAAAAAUGCAGUGAGUAAAUUUCAGAUCAGGGUUGCAAGCCCCGAUGAUUGUGGAUUGAGUUUAUUCGGCUUUUUGACCUCAAUUGCGAAUCAACAGCUAUGGUUGGGUUCAUGAAACGGUUUUUAGAGCAAACUUUUUUUUUAUAAAAAUAUUUUCUAUAAAUCUUUAGUAUCUCUCAAAAAAAAUUGGAGACUAUUAUAUCGUUAUCACUUAAAAUUUUGGUAAGAGGAUUGAUGGAAAGUGCCGAUAUGACAAUUGCAAAUACGACAGCAGUGAGGCCUACAACGAUGGUAAAAAGAAAAAUAAAGAUGUAGAUUUUAUUUGUCAGGUUUAUUGCCUGGCCUAUUAGAAUUGCUGUGAUGACGAAGAAUGCUAUUUAAAGAUGGUUGCAAUAUUAAAUUGGAAACAAGUUGCCAUAAAUAAUGGAUUAACGAAUCGUCUAUAUCAUAAUAUAUUGUAAGGUUAUUCAAUUCAUAUAUACUUUUUUACUACGAGAGAGAAAGAGUUUACAAUUGAAUAAAUUUUAAUAUUUAUGUAUGUAUAUGUACACCAUAACGUGAAUAAAUGUAUUCAACUC
Molecule: messenger RNA, 2212 nt
Organism: Drosophila sulfurigaster albostrigata
Lineage: Eukaryota; Metazoa; Arthropoda; Insecta; Diptera; Drosophilidae
Product: N-acetylglucosamine-6-sulfatase-like
Exons: 4
Coding region: 144-1652 (502 amino acids)
Biological process (GO): glycosaminoglycan metabolic process
Molecular function (GO): glycosaminoglycan binding; N-acetylglucosamine-6-sulfatase activity
Source: RefSeq, a predicted model, not a curated record